ACCCCUAGUUGGUGGUCAUAGAAAAAUUUAAAAAAUAUCUAAAAAAUAUAUAAAUACAAAAAAAGAAACGAACAUACAAAUUUUACUAGAUAUCUAAAGUUUGUGUGUGUGUGUGUAAAUUAAACGCGAUUUAGGGAUAAAAAAAAUGAAAUCCCUUACGCUAUUGAUAACGCUCCUGUGUUUUCUAACAUUCUCCGUUUUCGCUCAUCCACCAGAAGGAGUGUGGAAAAAAAAACUUGUUUGGAAAGAAGAUUGGGUGCAAAUAUGGAAGACUGUUAAAAAGGAAGCAUGGGAAACAAAAUGGAAAAAAGUUCAAGUUCCUGUAUGGAAAGAAAUACAAAUUCCAGUUUGGAAGGAAGAAAAAGUUCCAGACUGGAAAAUUGUUAAAAAGCCAUUAAUUGAAGAACGUGAAGUUCCAGCAUGGAAGGAAGAUAAAGUUCAAGUAUGGAAAAAAAUUACUAAACCAGUUUGGAAAUUAAUUGACGUUCCCGUAUGGAAAGAAAUUCAAGUUCCAGUAUGGAAAGAUAUUCAAGUGCCAGUUUGGAAAGAAAUCCAAGUACCAAUAUGGAAAGAAAUUCAAGUACCAUAUUGGAAAGAAAUUCAAGUACCAUAUUGGAAAGAAAUUAAGGUACCAGUCUGGAAAGAAAUACAAGUACCUAUAUGGAAAGAUAUUCAAGUGCCAGUAUGGAAGGAAGUUGAAGUACCAGACUGGAAAAAAAUUUGGGUACCAGAAUGGGUUAAAAUGGGAAUACCAGGUGAAAAGUAUUUAGGGAAAGAUCAUGAAGGUUGGGAAUAUACAAGUCAUGAUUUGUGGCGUAAAAAAUUAAUUUGGAAACCAGUAUGGAAAAAAAUAUGGCGAAAAGAAAAGAAACAAGAAUGGAAAACCGAGAAAAAACAAGAAUGGGUUACCAAAAAAGUUGAAGAAUGGAAAACCGAAAAAAAACAAGAAUGGCGUACAGAAAAAAAACAAGAAUGGCGUACCGAAAAGAAGCAGGAAUGGAUUACGAAAAAAGUUCAAGAAUGGAAAACCGAAAAAAAACAAGAAUGGAAAACCGAAAAGAAACAAGAAUGGAAACAAGAAAAGAAACUAGAAUGGAAAGAUGAAUGGAUACAAGUGUGGAAACCAAUUAAAAAACAAAUUUGGAUUAAAGAAAAAAGAGAAAAAUGGGUUGAAGAAAAACAACAAAUAUGGCGAAUUGAAAAGAAGAAAGUGUGGGCAACCGACAAAAAAUUAAUAUGGAAAGAUGAAUGGAAAUCAUAUCAAGCACCUAUUUGGAAAGAAGUUAAAGUACCUGCGUGGAAAAAAGUAUGGAAACCAAUAUGGGAAAAGGUUUGGGUGCCAAAUAGUCAUGGAUGGGAUUAAUUGUUGUACAUUUUAUAUAAUCCGGAAUAGAAUAUAAAAGCAAGUUAGGUACCACAUAUAACAAAUGAAGACGAAAGUAAACCACAAAGUUAAUAAGAAGAUAUAAAGGGUUCAAAAAAUAAUAAAAAAUAUAAGACUUAAUUCUUUCUUACUAGUACUGAAGAUAAUAGAAUAAAUAACAUUUUCGAGAUUGUGGAGCUCUUCUCACAUAAUGUAGUAAGCAUUCCAGGUAUUUAAAUGGCGAACGGACCAUGGACUAAGCUAAAAUGUUAUGUAAAAGUUGUACUCUUCUAUUAAUUUUGUGAGUUUCCAUUUUUUUGUACAUAGUCAUUUCAUUCAUUCUUUAAAAUAAAGUAUUUUUAAGUGUAUAUCAUAUAUUUUUAUAUACAGCUUUAAUAAUAUAAUGUUACGAAUUUAUUCAUAAUAUAUAUACAAUAAUAUACGCGCGUAUAUGUUUCUCGGUUUUUAGUCAUGUUGUUAUUUAAAAAAAUUAUAUUUGAUCACAACAUUAUGUUAAUGAAUCUUAAGAUAUUUUAGUUGAGUAAAUUAAAGUUUAACUUCGCCACUAAGAGACUGCGAUUCUUUAUAAGAUGAUCUAUUUGUUGCAGUGCAAUUCAAGUAAUAGAAUCAAGUGCAAUUUCAAUUUUUAAAGUAUAGAAAAAUUUGAAUAAGAAAUGGAAAUUCCAAAAACUGAAGCAAGAUUUUUAACUACCUUUGUUCUACCAAGGAAAUAGUGAGUAGAAAAGAAAUUUCAAGUUACUAUACUAAACUAUUAAGUUCAAGAUCUUAGACUCACACAUAAUAAUCAAUAACAGCAAAAUUUCCAAAUUUCGAAUGACCAUUUAAAAAGUAAAUAAAUAAUAAUAUGAAAAGUUGCACCAUCCAUCCAUAUGUAUAGAAGAAAAUUCCAUUGAAAUUACUAGUCCCUAGUUAUGUUGCUAUACUGUCGUUUUAAGUAACC
Condylostylus longicornis is the source of this 2324-nucleotide messenger RNA. Its product is annotated as golgin subfamily A member 6-like protein 25. The record is from RefSeq and is a predicted model, not a curated record. The coding region runs from base 146 to 1363 and encodes 405 amino acids. The transcript has 2 exons. Lineage: Eukaryota; Metazoa; Arthropoda; Insecta; Diptera; Dolichopodidae.